AUGCACGUUGAAUUUGUAAUUGGAGAUGCCAAAACUCUACUAGUAAAUGACUAUAGAAGAGCAGAUUGUGUAGUAAUUGAUUGCAACAUUAACAACUGUGAAGCCAUUUUUAAGACGGCACGAAGGAUAGGGGGAAAUAAUAAUGCCGCCAUUGUUUUAGGGUACAACCCGUUGCGUAUGGGAUCAUGGAAAUGUGAAAGUUUUAAUGCUCAUUUGUUACCCAUAGGUGAAGGUUUAUUGGUGACUAGAAUGACACGGAAAGGCAGUGAUUUUGGCGUUUCAGAGAAAAAGAGUCGUUGGAUCGUUAAAGUGGAUCAAUGUACAGGAGAAGAACAUGUAUUCAGGGUCAGAUCUCCACACUUGAAGUAUAGGUUUUGA
Messenger RNA from Solanum stenotomum, 378 nucleotides. RefSeq lists its product as uncharacterized. Lineage: Eukaryota; Viridiplantae; Streptophyta; Magnoliopsida; Solanales; Solanaceae. The coding region runs from base 1 to 378 and encodes 125 amino acids. The transcript has a single exon. The record is from RefSeq and is a predicted model, not a curated record.